AGUCGAGUUUGCGAACGCGAUCUCGUAGUGUUCUUUCGUGUAUAUCCACUAAUCGGAGAGGUAAUGAGAAUAUUUUAGCGCGUCAAAAUCCUUCUGCAUCGGCUCAAUUUUCGCCCUAUCGCGAUAAAUAAUCGCUAGACGAAACAGCUAAAACCUUUUCCAAAGUACUUGUGACAAUAUUUUGUUAUUUUUAGUGCUCCAUUGUCGCCUUUCCGGGUCUCCCAUGUGUUAGGCAAAAUGGCCAGAGCAAAGACUGGUGAGAAAAAGGCUCCUCGCAUCGACGAUGUCGUCACCCGUGAAUACACAGUCAACCUUCACAAGAGGUUACACGGUGUAGGCUUCAAGAAGCGUGCACCAAGGGCGAUCAAAGAAAUCAGGAAGUUUGCAGAGAAACAGAUGGGAACUCCUGACGUGAGGAUCGACACCCGUCUGAACAAGCAGCUCUGGUCCAAAGGAAUCAGAAAUGUUCCAUUCCGUGUACGCGUGCGCUUGAGCAGGAGAAGGAACGACGACGAAGAUUCGGUUCACAAACUGUACACCCUGGUCACGUACAUCCCCGUUGCCACGUUCAAGGGAUUACAAACAGAGAAUGUGGAUGCGAGUCAAGAUUGAUUUAUUAACUGAAGGGUAUAAUAAAUAAUUUUGACUAGUA
This is a messenger RNA of Nasonia vitripennis (jewel wasp), 652 nucleotides long. It is a transcript of the gene RpL31, whose product is annotated as 60S ribosomal protein L31. Gene Ontology annotation, biological process: cytoplasmic translation. The transcript has 3 exons. Gene Ontology annotation, cellular component: cytosolic large ribosomal subunit; ribosome. The record is from RefSeq and is a predicted model, not a curated record. Gene Ontology annotation, molecular function: structural constituent of ribosome. NCBI's taxonomy places the organism in Eukaryota, Metazoa, Arthropoda, Insecta, Hymenoptera, Pteromalidae. The coding region runs from base 238 to 612 and encodes 124 amino acids.